UGUAAUUAUUUAAACCGUUAAGUCGUCUGACAAUUGUGCUCUAAUUGAAAAUGAUUUUAAAGACAUCAAUAUUUAUUUUGACGUAUUUGUUUACGGUUACGCAAUCAGCGAAAAUAUUAGGCAUAUUUCCGAUACCAUCUAUAAGCCAUCAAGUAGUAUUUCGUAAAUUAACUCAAGAAUUAGUUAAAAGAGGACAUGAAGUUACAGUAAUAACAACAGAUCCAGCUUACCCCAAAGGAAAAGCUCCUGCUAAUCUAACAGAAAUAGAUACCCACGAUAUAUCUUAUACAAUUUGGCGACAAGUAUUACAAGAUAACUUCAAGUUUGAGCAGAAAUCAGUGCCAAAAUUUACAGAAUUUAGACAAGCGAAUCAAUUCUUCUCUUACAUUUUUCUUGGACAGCUUAAUUCACCUGAAGUGAAAGAGUUAGUAUCGAAUAAGAAUAAUAAAUUUGACGUCGUUCUAAUCGAAGCUGUCGUUCGUCCUGCGCUUGUUUAUUCGCAUAUAUUUAAAGCACCAACUAUUUUAGUUAGUUCUUUUGGUGCCAUUUUUAAUAACCAUGACGUUAUGGGUUCACCAACACAUCCUAUUUUGUAUCCGUCGACAUUGCAACAAAAAAUUUACAACUUGACUUUCUGGGAAAAGUUACACAAUCUGUAUAUACAUUUUACAUUUGAAUACGCAAACUAUUUGGGUGAAGCUGAUGAACAUGCAAUGUUCAAAAAAUAUUUUGGCCCAGAUGUGCCACCUCUUAGUAAAUUAUAUGAAAAUGUCCAUAUGUUGUUUUUAAAUAUCCAUCCUAUUUGGGCAGACAAUCAACCUGUGCCACCAGGUGUUGUGUAUAUGGGUGGUAUUCAUCAGUCACCUGAAAAAGAAUUACCAAAGGAUAUCCAGUCGUAUUUGGAUUCAUCGGAACAUGGUGUCAUAUACGUCAGCUUUGGUACAAAUGUGUUAUCAGGCAUGAUGCCCGAAGAAAUAGUAAAAAUUAUAGCAAAUGUUCUUUCCAAGUUACCUUAUAAUGUCUUGUGGAAGUGGGACAAAGAUGAACUGCCUGUAAAGUCAAAAAAUAUUAGAAUUUCUAAAUGGUUCCCACAGUCUGAUCUACUGAGGCACCCCAAAAUAAAACUAUUUGUGACUCAAGCUGGACUUCAAUCAACGGAUGAGGCUAUAACUGCUGGAGUUCCUCUAGUCGCUCUACCAAUGUUAGGAGAUCAAUGGUAUAACGCUGAAAAAUAUGAAAAACACGGAAUCGGUAUAAAUCUUCAGACUGGAACCUUAACUGAAGACAAACUCAAAAACGCUAUUGAAACAGUUAUAAACGAUGAAAGUUAUCGUCAAAAUCUUAUCAAGCUUCGUGAACUAAUGCGUGAUCAACCAGAAACUCCAUUAAAGCGAUCUGUAUGGUGGAUCGAAUAUGUAUUAAGACACGGUGGAGCGAAACAUCUCCGUGCACCAUCGGCUAAUAUUCCAUACGCUCAGUAUUUAGAAUUAGAAAUAGUAUUAUUUAUAUUGUCAAUAGUAUUUAUUGCUUUCAUGUUAUUAAUUCUAGUAAUUACAUUUUUAUUUAGAUUUAUAUCAAAAUUAUUAUUUAGAAAAAAUAAAGUAAAAACAAACUAGACUAAUCAAUUGGCAUGCGUAAUGAUGAAUGUAAAA
This is a messenger RNA of Vanessa tameamea, 1652 nucleotides long. RefSeq names its product UDP-glucosyltransferase 2-like. The transcript is spliced from 4 exons. NCBI's taxonomy places the organism in Eukaryota, Metazoa, Arthropoda, Insecta, Lepidoptera, Nymphalidae. The record is from RefSeq and is a predicted model, not a curated record. Bases 51 to 1616 code for a protein of 521 amino acids. Gene Ontology annotation, molecular function: UDP-glycosyltransferase activity.